Messenger RNA from Nematolebias whitei (Rio pearlfish), 561 nucleotides. Its product is annotated as receptor-type tyrosine-protein phosphatase F-like. Gene Ontology annotation, biological process: synaptic membrane adhesion; peptidyl-tyrosine dephosphorylation. The transcript has 3 exons. The annotation marks the transcript as partial. The record is from RefSeq and is a predicted model, not a curated record. NCBI's taxonomy places the organism in Eukaryota, Metazoa, Chordata, Actinopteri, Cyprinodontiformes, Rivulidae. Gene Ontology annotation, molecular function: protein tyrosine phosphatase activity.
GUGAAGUGUGACCAGUACUGGCCAUCACGUGGGACAGAGACCUACGGGAUGAUCCAGGUCACUAUGUUGGACACUGUGGAGUUGGCCACGUACAGCGUCCGGACAUUCGCUCUCUAUAAGAAUGGCUCCAGCGAGAAGCGGGAGGUGAGACAGUUCCAGUUCAUGGCCUGGCCGGACCAUGGAGUUCCUGAGUAUCCCACCCCCAUCCUGGCCUUUCUGAGGAGGGUAAAGGCCUGCAAUCCUCCAGACGCAGGGCCCAUGGUGGUCCACUGCAGUGCGGGUGUGGGCAGAACUGGCUGUUUCAUUGUGAUUGAUGCCAUGCUGGAGCGCAUGAAGCACGAGAAGACUGUAGACAUUUACGGCCACGUGACGUGCAUGCGCGCCCAGAGGAACUAUAUGGUCCAGACCGAGGAUCAGUACAUCUUCAUCCACGAGGCACUUCUGGAGGCUGCGACUUGUGGCAACACGGAGGUGCCAGCCCGCAACCUGUACGCCCACAUCCAGAAACUCACCCAGCCCCCGCCUGGCGAGACUGUCACCGCUAUGGAGCUGGAGUUCAAG